Octodon degus (degu) is the source of this 2814-nucleotide messenger RNA. It is a transcript of the gene Plxdc2, whose product is annotated as plexin domain containing 2. The record is from RefSeq and is a predicted model, not a curated record. The transcript is spliced from 14 exons. NCBI's taxonomy places the organism in Eukaryota, Metazoa, Chordata, Mammalia, Rodentia, Octodontidae. The coding region runs from base 904 to 2436 and encodes 510 amino acids.
CCCCGAAGUGCGGAGCUGGAGCGCGAGAGAGCUCGGCGGUGGCGCCUCCUCCGCCACCAAACUCCUGGGCUCAGCGGGGGCUUGGGGCCACCUCCUCCUGCUCACCAGGAGGAGCCCUCUCCAGAGCUUCCAGCCUGACUCCCCCACCCCCUUUUCUUUAUUUUGGAUCUUCCUCUCUCGGUCUUUCUACAAACACAUUUCCCUCCCUCUGGCUUCGGACCUCAGGCUGCAGCAGCCCGGACCUUCCCAGGGCUCAGCUUCCCGGCGUUGCCCGUCGCUCCGGCGGCCGGAGAGGACGCGUGCCCAGCACUGGGCAAAGCAAAGAAAAAAAAAAAGAAAAAAAAAAAAAAAAAAAACAACUUGUCGGAGGGGUUUUGCCAGCAGCCCGCAGUCACUCAAUUUCCAGCCAAUCCAACCUCCCGCGGGGCUCUCUCAAGACAGGGGAAAGUUCCUCCGGAGCCCGCAGCCCUCUUCGAUUUGGAGGUGGCACCAGCGACAGCUGUGGAAUUAGAUUUGUUUUGAACUCAGCGGAGCGCAGCGCGGGGACUCGGAAGUCACCGAUUGCGGGUACCCGGGCGACGCUGCUUCUGCUGCUCUGGUGCAGCCCGGAGUUUGUGAACCCUGAAUGCGAGCUGCUUUUCCUCCUGGUAACUGUUUUGUGUCGGGUGCGGGCUGCGAGGGUGGUAAGUUGCAAAGAAAGAUCCGGAGGUCCGGAGAGCGCUGCGCUCCCCUUCGCCUUCCCUGCUUGCUGUCCUCGGGCGUGAAAUCCCAGAGACAUUCAAGGCCUCAGGAGUCCACCAAGACCUUUCCGCAGGGCUUGGCUUCCUCUCCCCCAGCCCCACUGUGAGUCUGGGACGCCGGGGAAGGACUGUCAGGACGCAGGAGGGAGGUAAAGGCAGAGGCAUGGCGAGGUUUCCGAGGGCCGACCUGGCCGCUGCAGGAGUUAUGUUACUUUGCCACUUUUUAAUCGACGGGCUUCAGUUCACCGAAGGGAAGCCUGGAAACCGAAUCAAAGAGUGGAGGUAUGAAGUGGCUCAUGCCUUCCCUCCAACAGAAGAGGAGGUGGAAGUGGCCUCACAUGUACACAGCCACAGGUGGAAAAGGAGUAUGGAGACCCUGAAGGCCGUGGACACAAACCGUGCCAGCAUGGGCCAAGACUCUCCAGACUCCAGAGGCUUCACUGAUCUGGUGCUGGAUGAUGGGCAGGACAACACCACCCAGAUUGAGGAGGAUACAGAUCACAAUUAUUACAUAUCUCGGAUAUAUGGUCCAUCUGAUUCUGCCAGCCGGGACUUGUGGGUGAAUAUUGACCAAAUGGAAAAAGAUAAAGUAAAGAUUCAUGGAAUAUUGUCCAAUACUCAUCGGCAAGCUGCAAGAGUGAAUCUGUCCUUCGAUUUUCCAUUUUAUGGCCAUUUCCUACGUGAAAUCACUGUGGCUACCGGGGGUUUCAUAUACACUGGAGAAGUUGUGCAUCGAAUGCUUACAGCUACACAGUAUAUCGCACCUUUAAUGGCAAAUUUCGAUCCCAGCGUGUCCAGAAACUCAACGGUCAGAUACUUUGAUAACGGGACAGCCCUGGUCGUCCAGUGGGAUCAUGUACAUCUCCAGGAUAAUUACAACCUGGGGAGCUUCACAUUCCAGGCAACACUCCUUAUGGAUGGACGCAUCAUCUUCGGAUACAAAGAAAUUCCUGUCUUGGUCACAGAGAUAAGUUCAACCAAUCAUCCAGUGAAAGUGGGGCUGUCUGAUGCAUUUGUCGUUGUCCACAGGAUCCAACAAAUUCCCAAUGUUCGAAGAAGAACUAUUUAUGAAUACCAUAGAGUGGAGCUACAGAUGUCAAAAAUUACCAACAUUUCAGCUGUGGAGAUGACCCCGUUACCUACUUGUCUCCAGUUCAACAGUUGUGGCCCGUGUGUGGCCUCUCAGAUUGGCUUCAACUGCAGCUGGUGUAGUAAACUUCAAAGACUUGAGUCAAAAGAGAAGAUGUGCGAGAACACAGAGUCAGUGGGAACCUCUCAAACCACCACAAGCAUCCACUCAACAACCACACAGUUCAGGGUCCUAACUACCACACGAAGAGCAGCAACGUCCCAGCUGCCCACCAGCCUGCCCACAGAAGAUGAUACAAAGAUAGCACUACAUCUAAAAGAUAAUGGAGCCUCAACAGAUGACAGUGCAGCCGAGAAGAAAGGGGGGACCCUUCACGCUGGCCUCAUCGUUGGAAUCCUUAUCCUGGUUCUCAUUGUAGCAGCAGCCGUCCUAGUGACAGUCUACAUGUACCACCAUCCGACGUCAGCCGCCAGCAUCUUCUUCAUUGAGAGACGCCCAAGCAGAUGGCCUGCGAUGAAGUUUCGAAGAGGUUCUGGACACCCUGCCUAUGCUGAAGUUGAACCAGUGGGAGAAAAAGAAGGUUUUAUUGUAUCAGAGCAGUGCUAAAAUUUCUAGGACAGACUAGCACCAGUACUGGCUUACAGGUGUUAAGACUAAAAUUUUGCCUAUAUCUCUAAAACACACACACACACACACACACACACACACACACACACACACACGAGUCCCAAGCUGCUGUAGCCUGAAGAAGACAAGAUUUCUGGACAAGCCCAGCCCAGGAAGGUUAAAAGUGAAACUAAAACGUAGAGAAGAUGCCAUUACAUUGCACAUAGACUCCCUAGCAGGGUGGCAUCUGCAGUUCACUGGGAACAUCUCUCGUGGACUUACCAGAAAUGUGACAAGAUCACAGUACUUUUUGGCUUAGGUGCAGGGUUGGAAAGGGAUUGAGAAAAAUUUAAUAAUAAAGCUUUAGUUCACAGGGGA